This is a messenger RNA of Pomacea canaliculata, 585 nucleotides long. Its product is annotated as keratin-associated protein 19-2-like. Lineage: Eukaryota; Metazoa; Mollusca; Gastropoda; Architaenioglossa; Ampullariidae. The record is from RefSeq and is a predicted model, not a curated record. The transcript is spliced from 3 exons. Bases 140 to 421 code for a protein of 93 amino acids.
GUUUAUGGCCACAAGAACCAUAAACAUGAAAUCUUAUUACCUCAAAAUCUUGUAUUUAAGAACCUGCAUCAGUCUUCUUCAUCACACCGUCCUCUGCCGAGCUUUCUCUUCCGUUCUUUGAUCAGCACAUAACUUCGACAUGAAGACUGUCAUCGCUCUUCUUCUCUGCGCCCUGGUGGCCAGCGCCAUGGGAGGUUACCUCUUGGGAGGAGGUUAUGGCGGUUACGGCGGUUAUGGCGUCGGCCUUGGCGGCUUGGGUGGUGCUGGCUACGGCGGUCUUGGCUACGGAGCCGGUUAUGGCGGUCUUGGCUACGGAGCCGGAUAUGGCGGUCUUGGCUACGGAGCCGGUUAUGGCGGUCUCGGCUAUGGCGGCCUCGGCUAUGGCGGCUAUGGCUAUGGCGGCUAUGGCAAAAGGGGUUAAACUGUUUUGAAAGCAGUUGCCUAUCCACUCUGAAUUAAUAAAUACGUGGUGAUCCGAUGAACUUUGCUUGCAUUGUUGAUUUGUGUACGUCUCCUUUUAGCAAAUGUUAGCACAGCUUAAAGAUGGUCGCUAUAAUACUAUAAAUAAAGUGUUCAAAAUCAACA